This is a messenger RNA of Oreochromis niloticus (Nile tilapia), 7045 nucleotides long. RefSeq names its product DENN/MADD domain containing 6A (gene dennd6a). Gene Ontology annotation, molecular function: guanyl-nucleotide exchange factor activity. Lineage: Eukaryota; Metazoa; Chordata; Actinopteri; Cichliformes; Cichlidae. Gene Ontology annotation, cellular component: recycling endosome. Bases 283 to 2100 code for a protein of 605 amino acids. The record is from RefSeq and is a predicted model, not a curated record. The transcript has 19 exons.
AUUAAAUACAACUACGUAAUUAUUUGUUUAUUGAUUUUAUAUGGAUUAUUUAAUACGGCAUGUAGAAGUCAGCUCAGGGACAUUUGUACGUGAUGACGUUGCUCAAAGAACGUAAUACGUUGCUGCUGAAAUGCUAAUUGAAAGCUAAGUGGCUACUUUCUACACCGUUCCUUGCCUCCUGUUGUUACCUGCGGACAAGCUGGCCUGAAAUACCAUUAAACUUAUUUAGGAAACCGUUAACAUUCUUCAGAGCAUCUCGGUGUCCGGUGUCGGGCCGUAGCUAUGGCUCUGCAAGGCCCGGAGGAGCUGGGGGAGCCGGUCGAAGAGCCGGAGGAUCUGGACGACCAGGACGCUAGCAGCAUCUCCCCGGCCGAGGAGAUAACGCUACCCCCAGGGCCUGGAGGCGACGAGGAGACGGAGGAGGCUCUUCUGCUGCCCUGGGACCGUUUCUCCGCCUGGCUGCACUGCAUUUGUGUGGUCGGCUUCGACCUGGAGCUCGGACAGGCGGUGGAGGUCAUUUAUCCUCAUCAUUCCAAACUGUCGGAGAAAGAGAAAACAAGCAUCUGCUACCUUUCAUUUCCUGACUCCAACUCAGGUUGCCUUGGUGACACACAGUUCUGCUUCCGGUUCCGGCAGGGUUCCAACAGGAAGACAUCACUUGGCUGCUUCUUGGAAACCACUGACAGAGACGCGCCACCUUGUCUGAAGAGGGAGCAGGGCCAUUACUACGGUUAUGUGUACUUCCGUCAGGUGCGAGACAAAUCUCUGAAGAGAGGAUACUUCCAGAAGUCUCUCGUCUUGAUCAGUCAGCUGCCCUAUGUGACCUUCUUCCACUCGCUGCUGAAGAUUAUGGCUCCUGAAUACUUUGAGAAACAGGAGCCCUGCCUGGAGGCUGCUUGUAAUGACAUCGAUCGCUGGCCAACGCCUCAUCCUGGACGAAUCCUGACGCUGCCUAUCAUGGGUGUAGUCCUCAAGGUUCGCAUCCCAACCUCUUAUGAUAAACCAGGAACGUCACAGCUGGUCCAAUCCGCCCAGAGUGAUAGCAUGGUGUCCAUUGUGCUCCCAACAAUUCAUGAAGUGGACCUCUUCAGGUGUUUCUAUCCAGUCUUCUUCCAUCUCCAGAUGCUUUGGGAGUUGGUGUUGCUGGGGGAGGCACUUGUUGUCAUGGCGCCAUCACCAGCAGAGUCAUCUGAUACUGUGCUAGCGUUGGUCAGCUGCAUUGCUCCUCUGCGUUACUGCAGUGAUUUCCGGCCGUACUUCACCAUUCAUGACAGUGAGUUUAAGGAGUACACCACCAGGACGCAGGCUCCGCCGUCAGUCAUUCUAGGAGUGACCAAUCCUUUUUUUGCAAAAACUCUGCAGCACUGGCCGCACAUCAUCCGCAUCGGAGACAUGAAACAAGCAGGAGAGAUGGCCAAGCAGAUGAAAGUCAAGAAACUGAAAAACCUCAAAACUCUGGACUCUAAACCCGGUGUGUACACUGCAUAUAAACCGUAUCUCAACAAAGAUGAAGAAAUCAUCAAACAGCUUCAAAAGGGUGUUCAACAGAAGAGACCCUCUGCAGCCCAGAAUGCAAUUCUUCGACGCUACUUCUUAGAACUUACACAAAGCUUCAUCAUUCCACUGGAGCGGUACGUGGCCAGUCUGAUGCCUCUCCAAAAGUCCAUCAGUCCCUGGAAGAGUCCUCCUCAGCUACGACCGUUCAUACAGCAGGACUUCAUGAAGACACUGGAGAAAGCUGGACCUCAGCUUACGUCCAGACUGAAAGGAGACUGGAUAGGACUCUACAGGCAUUUCCUCAAGUCUCCCAACUUUGACGGCUGGUUCCGCAACAGGAGGAAAGAGAUGACACAGAAACUGGAAGCCCUGCACCUCGAGGCGCUGUGUGAGGAGGAUCUACAGAAGAGAAUCCAGAAGCACACUGAGGUGGAGACAGUCGAUCUGGUCCUGAAGCUGAAAGACAAACUGACUCAGGCGGAGAGGGAGAAGUUACCGGUGCGUCCCGGGACCUUGGAGAAGCUGAGAGCCCAUAUCGAGGGUGUCAUCCUGACCUUACCAGAGGACCUGCAGGGCAUCCUUCACAAGCCCACCACGCUCUGACCUCUAACCCUGCAGCCUGCAACACUAACCCCAGUUAAAGCUUGUUUUAAAGUUUUGGGUGGGGGUGCCUAGUGGCUUUCCUCCCAGUCGGUUUCCAAGGUGAGGGUGACGUGGACCCUCUUUUACUCGGACUGGGUGCCAGUUUAAAUCUGCUCGGGUCUAAGAUGGAAAGCACAUACUUGGGUGCUAGCUCACAAUGAGUCAGACUAAACAGCAUUUCAGUGAUCAUGGUUUUUUUUUUUUUUAUAAAGAUGACCAGUCGAACCAGGAUCGAUCAGGAAGUGUUUAAAAACUGCUACUUUUUUUUUUUUCUUUUUUUAAAUCACUGCUACAUUACUACAUGAAGAAAGCCUGGAGGGCUCGAUCCUGAUAGCAUUUUCUGAACAGUCUGAGGCUGCGUGCGCAAGCAACAAGAAGAUGACUUUUACUGACCUUUGACCCUGGGCGUUUUUACCUCCUUAACAUUUUUUUUUUUUUUUUUAAACUUUGAUGGCGGGUCGCUGCAGUCUAACUGAACAAAAUCCGGAAAUGUAAAAAGUUUCCCAAAGAAGUGCACUUCAUCCAUAACAGGACCAGUGUGCCCUUCUCACACCACACACCUUUAUGCAAACAAGCUGAGCCAAGCAGUGCUUUAUAAUGGGAUGUUACUAAAACACACACACAGCACUAACCACCAGCGACCCCUGCAGUAACUCUCUGCAGGAGCCAGUCAUCUUCUUUUAUCCAUGUCACAUGAUCGUUACAUGACCUAUCAAAACAAAAUUCAGAAUGGUUUUUAUAUUUGUUUGUUUUUUUGUUGUUGUUUGCUUUGUUUUGUUUUUUUAACUUCUGAAUUUUUGUGUCACUGUUGUGUAAAAUCAUGUAGAAUCUCCUCCGACAGGUGAGGAAAAUCUUUGACCUGCUCGAGUGUGAACUUUACAAGCCCGUAUCCACCAAGAAAGAAAAAUAGAUCAUUUGAAAAAUACUUGCAGCAAUGCAAAUUUAAAAGAUACCUUUUAAAAGAAAAAACGUUUUUCAUUUGAAUGAAUGAGAGGACACCAAAAAAUAUGAGCUAGAACCCAAAGUUUGAUUUCUAGAGAUAAUUAUUGUUUUAUGAUAAUCGGUAAUAAUGAGAGAUUAACUUUCUGAAAUACUGUGUGUUGUUUUGUGAACUUCCUUCUUUUCUCCUGAUUAGUUUCUGUGUCACUAUCACAAUGAGGUUAUUCCUGUAUCUUAUUGACUUCGAUUUUAAAGGGUUCACAAAAUUUUUCUUAGAAGUUAUUUGGCCAUUUUAACACUUUUAAACUUGAAGUAUUUUCCAAUUUCUUAUAUUUAACUCUUUAAAAAAUGAAAUGAUGGAAUGGACUUUUAUUGUGAAAAACUGAAGCUUGAGCCUUCCUUUCUUUCUGGAAAGUUUUUCACUGGUUCAUAAAAGUAAUAAAAUCCAGCAAAUGUCCCUGUAAUGUAGAGAAAAGUGGGGGAUCACUGCAGCAGUUGGCGCCACAUGUUUGAUUUGGCAUCUUUAAAGCUGUUUACUCUUCCCAGCGCAAUUCUUAAACGUUUGUUUCUCAUCGCAGGAUCAAACUGCGUAUCUGUUUCCGCUCAAGACCGUUCAUAGAAAAAUAAACUUUUUAAAAGCCAAAACAGCUCUUUUAAGCAAUUAUUUUAAUGCACUUUCAAGUCCUUACUAUGAACUGAAAUAAACUGUCAGUUGUUUUGACUUUAAAAAGGUUUAUUUUCUGUUUAGUUUUUUCCUGAAAAAUGUCAACAACUUGUACAAAGAUAAAUAGAAGCUGUUCUGUCUUAUUCACCUGAAAAAAACGUUUUUGAUUGUAGAGCAGUUUGGAUGACACAAAGUCUGAGACUCAGUAAGGGUGGAGUGCUCCAUGUGGAUUGGGAAUAAGUUGCUACCUGAAUUGGAGGGUUUUGUGUGUUCUUGUUCAGGAGUGAGGGUGGAGUGGAGUGGGAGCUGGGCAGACAGAUGUGUGUGGAGUCAGCUGUGGUACAGAGUGUUAAACUGAAGCUGCUUAUCUACAUUUCUAGAAAGGAGGCAGUUGUGGUGGUUCAUCAGCGUAAGAUGCCUCCAGAGCAUCUCCUAGAUGAGGCGUGUUAGGCAUGUCCUGCUGGAAGGAGGUCUCAGUGCAAACCAGGACACGCUGGAGAGAUUGUCUCUCAGCUGGCUUGUGAACACUUGGUUGUCUCCCCAGAAGAGCUGGUGACAGGGAGUUUUAGAUGACUCUGCUGAGGCUGCUGGGCCUGUGAACUGGUUCCAAAAAGGAGGCAGAAAAUGGAUAGAUGGAUGGGGGGCUUUCAAAAAUGGCACUGCUGUGCUUUAAAAUGUAUUCAUUCUAAUGACUAACAAACAAUGAACUUUGUAUGUAAAAUAGUGGUCACGGUUGCUCAGGAUAAUACACAGAUGCUGAUUCUUCACAUUAUAUUUAAUUUUAGGAGGUUUAAAUUCUUUUGAGACUUUUUGUUUGUUUGCUUGUUUUACCUCAAACCUUUCAAAAUGAGCUAAAGCUAUCGAACACAUUGUGAACAAAAACCACUUUGACUAAAGAGAUCUCGACUGGCUGCCCUAUAUGUAAUACCACUUUGUACCACAAGAUGGUGCAGUGAGUCAGUGUAACCGUUAGUUAACCUGUCAGAUUAUUUAGAGCCCAUAUUAACAAAAUGAAAAGUGUUUGUGUGGAAAUAGAUAUAAAGCUAAAAAUUAAUAUUAAAAGUCAAGCUGCAGCAACAGCUCCUUCAUAGCACACAAUGAUUAAACAUGAAAAUCAGGAAAGCCAGCUAAAUGUUGAAUUUUAUGAUUGCAUCACUAUGAUCUGUGAUAUUUCAAAGAUUUCUGUACAUUUUCUAAAACGUAAAAGCAAUAAUGGUUUAACAACUUGGCAGUUUGUAUUUUCAGAAAACAAAUUAAAACGCCUCGUUCUCAUUUUUCUGAAAGAGAAUACAUACGUCGGCACAUACAGUUAUUUUAUGUUUGCAUUGCACAUCAUCGGAACAUUGAAUGGACUUGCAAGCUUGUGGAUGUGUUUUCCUGCCAUCAUGUAACAGCUGUUUUAUAAAUGCUUUGAAUUUUGCCUUUUUUAUUACGCAGACAACUGUAAAGACAAAAAAAUGUACUGGUUGGAAUAACCUGUGACAUCUGGUUGUUGGGCAACCAUGCAAAUUUUAUAUUUGUAUUUUAAAAACAAAAAAAAACAGUAAUAUUUUACAACUUUUAAUUUUUUAAUGGAGGGCUAUUCUUAUUCCACAGUGUAGCAACUGAGGAGUUUUUUUGUACAUAAAGCUGUAAAGUAAAAUGUUCGCCCACAUAUGAGGAUGUAUGAUAAUUAUUUUGCUAUUCAAACAGAUGUCUUUGCUAAUUAUUAACUAUAGUGACGCCACUGCAGCGCUGAAUAGCUUUUACGAGAAUAUUUACACUGCUCUGGAGGCACAGGGACAUCUUGAAUUUGUAGAUUUUUCUCCAAAAGAAACAAGUCUCUUAUCAACAGAGAUGUGAUAAGAGACUGGAACAUCAGGAAGGUUCAAAUCACGCCAUCAAAAACCCAAAUUAUAUACAAAUGAGGAGAUGAAAUCUAACAGUAUUUAAUAUUUAUAUGAAAAAGUAGCAAUAAUGACAUUUUAAGUUAUUCUGUAAAUUUGCAAAAAAUUAGAAGAAAGAAGUUGAUUAAAAUCAAAAUAGUGCAGUGAGACGCUGAACUACAAACAGUUACACCAUUAUUUACAAUAUUAUCAUUUAGCAUUAUUAACUUGAUAUUUAAUUUUUAAACAUCGUGUUUAUCAUCAGUAGUUCUCGUGUAGGGUGACCAGAUCCCAGUAAACUACGUUAAGAUAAAAAUGUUUAGUUUUAGGUCACAUGUUUGACUUUGAUCAUGUGACAUGUCAUUUGAAUGCAUUUUCCCUGACUUUGAGAAGCAUAAAAUGAAGCUGAUGUUUAUUUCUGUGGUCUUGUCUCGCAUUUCCUUUUUCUUUCUUGUGUUAGAACUGCUGUUCUGUCUGAUAAUUAUCUUUUGAUUUCAUUCUAGAUCCUCACAUCAGCAGAAAGGUUUUCUAGACACGUUUCCUGUGAAACACGUGCUUACUUUAGUAAACCUUAACAAACUAUGUGGAGAUGGUCUCAAAAUGUGGAAGAAGGGAGAUGAAAUUUAAAUGACCUGGUCACCCUAUUCUUAAGGUACUCCUAGAUAUAAUCUGCUUUUUUACAGCAGGUCUAAAUCUGCUGCUUCUCUCUGUAUGAGGGAUAUGCGAGUUCCUGUCAGACAGAUGGUUAAAAUAAAAAUCUGUUUAUGGCAAAUAAUUCUGGUUUGAUGGAGGAUGGAUGCUUCAAACACCUGGUUAAGGUUAGACUUAAACUUCUGUUUUAAAUACUGUCUUAUGCAGCAGUGGCACACAUUUAGAAAUUAGAUUUAAAAGUCCCUUCAGAGGCAUUUUCCCCUCAUAUUAAUAUAAAGUGUGGAGAAAAGACAAAUUCAAAAUGUCUCAAAGCCGUUGUUUUUAAUAUGCAUUUUUGCUCCAUUGACUUUUUAUUUUAUGUUUUUAAAUUGAAGCCAUAACCACUACACUUGACCACUCUGACAGCCUGAAGGACUGCAGCUGUGGUUAUGAGACGCGUUAUGAUGAAAGUCAUGCUGACCUACUUUUUUAAUAUAAGCAAAUGAUUAUUGAACUUGUUUGAGUGGCCUUCCUGCUGUGCAUCUUUCAUAACAUUGUUUUUGCUUCUGAAACGGUAUUACAGUGAAACAAAAUUCAUCCAGCAGCUGUUUGUGAUGGUUGAUGCAGAUGACCGACAGCUGCUGCUAAAACUCAUGCAGCACGUCGCAGUUUGAUUAAAUGUUUGAAAAGGCUGCUGUUUGAAUGAGGUCAGAGGAUUUUUCAUGCUACAUGUCUCGUUCAGUGGGGUCACUGAUGUUAACUGAUGUGUUUUGUUUUGUGUCAUUAAACUGACUUCUUAAAAUGUAAA